AAGAAAUAAAUAGCUUCGAAUUUUUUAAAAUCCAAUUGAGUAAUUACGCAGUGAUUUUGGAAAGAAAGGUUUGCAGAUCUAAACCUGCCAAUACAACGUCCUAUCGCAAAAAUGGAGAUCCUUAUUCUGGAACUGAUUUUCACAAUACUUUGUCUUCCUGGUCUGACGUCUGCUGGCUGUUAUUACAAUUCCUACUACUACAACUACUACUGCUAUUAUUACUACUAUUACUACUAUUACAGCGACAAUUACGACGACAGCAGUGUGGGUACAUACGUUGGUGCGUUCGUUGGGGGAAUAGUGUUCCUUAUCGUAGUGGCUGUAGUCGUCCUGUGUAUCUGUGCCGCUAAAAAUAGCCAGAGGAACCGCAUCGUUACGAUGCAUGGAGGCGGGGCAACAGUGACCAAUGUCAACUGUGUCAACACAAUUCAGCAUCCUCCCCCGCCUGCAGGUUAUGGCUAUGGAGCACCCCCUCCCCCAGGAUAUGGACCUGGAUACGGUCCAGGAUACGCCCAACCAUCUCAGUCCAUGUUUGGAGGGGGCGAUCCCGUCUAUCCCCCUAACCAGUACCCACCCCCAAAAUAUUAAACUUCAGAGGGGCGCAUUCAGCAUUCAAAUUUAUGUUAUAUGCCGCGAGAGAAAAAUGUGUAGUGGAUAUUUGUAGCAACAUCCAUCAUCGGCCAUAUUAUGUAGACUUCUUUUAUUUUCUUUAUGUCGAUUUAAAGGUUUAGUAAAAUAGCACAAUCUUGAAUAGAACUUCUUGUUAACCGGACUUCUACCUCUACCUCUUUUGAUUUGUACAAUUUUAACUAAAUGUUUAAACUAAUUGAAGAGCGUUAGUUGUCUGAGUUUAAAUAAACAGAUCGUCGAUAUGUCAACUUGAGUAACAAAGGCCUUUAAAAUUUAAAGCAAUGCAAUAAAUUUACUACCGAGAAACAAAGGAAUGUUUUUGAAUUUUAUUUAAAAAACUGAAGAAGACUUGGUAAAGAGCUUGAGAGAGAGAGAGAGAGAGAGAGAGAGAGAGAGAGAGAGAGAGAGAGAGAGCAGAUAAAGGAGGAUAAUAAUAGUAUUAAUUUCAGCAUUGAAUACUUUUUAUAUUUUCAUAUUGAUUUUUUUUUGUAUGAAGUAUUUUUGUAUCCUCGCUUUAGAGUCUUUAUAUGCGCUCUUAGUCAGGGAUAUUAAACAUAGAUGGAACAGCCAAGUUAACUUUUUAUUUAGUUCCCUUCCGCGACUAAUAAUCUAGUGCCAAAAACUUUGUAGAGAAAAAUCUUUUUAUUAACGAGUGGAUAAGAUUUAAUGAUUAUUUUUCAUAAGAACAUAUCAAAUUGAUUCUGUAUUUAUCAAAUUGAUUCUGUAAGUUUGAACCUUUUAUUUAAUCUUAUAAUUAUAAAUAUACUCAAAACGCAUGAUGACGGUUAUAUUUGUGCUUACGGCGCAUGAAUAGGCAAAGUGUAUUCACAGGAACUUGAACGUCUCAGAUUUCCAAUGCAAACAUAUGGGAAAUAUACAUUGAAUGUAAAUAUAUUGAAAUAAAUCUACGUUUACUUAGUAAGAUAUAAUAAAAAUUUUGUAUACACUCAGAUUCUCCAAUUGGUUAUUCCCUAUAAUAUUAUAUUAUAAAAAAUUGUCGGUAACCUUUUAUUUAAAAUGAAGAUAUAUUUUUGAGAGCCAAGAUUUUUCACUUAACUUUUAAAACAAAAUAUAUUCAUACAAAGAAUGUCUUUGUCAACAUCCCUUUACCUAAUAGUUGUUUUCUUCUUUGUAUCACACAAUUUGAAUAUGCCUGAGCAGUAUUGUUUUGUUUUGUGUCAUUCUUCUUUAUUGUUGAAAUGUACUUUGUUUGGUUUAUUAAAACUUUUGUUUAAGGUAGCUGGAUUGCCAAAAAAUUAUCCUUAGGAUAUUUCUUAGAGUUUAAGAUAUGGCUUUUUUUCCAUAAACUGUUAUUUUGUAAAGAAAAAUAUCAAAUGUUUUGAAUAAAGUUUGAAUGUUUUCCAAUAUCUUUAUAAAGAUCUUUUCUUCCAAAUGAGAUUAAGAUAGUGUUUGAUAGUCUCGACCAUCUAACUCACUUAAUAUAUGAGAUUGAAAACGCAUCCUUUGCAAUUUUUGAUAAAAUAUCAGUUUGAUUCAUAUUCCUUUUCAUGAUUUAACACGACAUUUUACAACGUGUAUUUUGUAUAGAUUAUUUUUAGAACUUCGGCCGGAAUAAAUAGAUCAAAGCCCUAUCGGAGAUGUCGAUUAAAGGUUAAACAUUUAAAUAACUUAAAACACGUAAACAUGAUUAUAGAUUUGUGUUAAUUAAUAAAGGAUGUCCUCUAAUGUGGUUUUAAAUAGGA
Magallana angulata is the source of this 2333-nucleotide messenger RNA. Its product is annotated as protein shisa-4-like. The transcript has 4 exons. Lineage: Eukaryota; Metazoa; Mollusca; Bivalvia; Ostreida; Ostreidae. Bases 112 to 588 code for a protein of 158 amino acids. The record is from RefSeq and is a predicted model, not a curated record.